Molecule: messenger RNA, 684 nt
Organism: Rodentolepis nana
Lineage: Eukaryota; Metazoa; Platyhelminthes; Cestoda; Cyclophyllidea; Hymenolepididae
Source: the annotation of a GenBank genome assembly
AUGGGUUCUGAUUCGGGUUACAACUUUAUCUUAGAGGAACCCACCGUUGAAGUAGAUUCUACAUUAUUAUCUAUGAAUUCUGAUAUGUCAGAUACAAUGUUUAAUAUGAGCGAUGCUCUUCAUGCGUUACCAUCGGAUCUUCAAUUAGCGGAGACUGAAGUCGACACCCAAGCAAGCAAACGAAAGUCUAAAAACGUUUAUUACCCUUACACAACUCCUUUAAUAAUCGAGCUCAAAGCUCCCACGUCGCCAGCAACGCUUUUGUCCGAGGACUCGCUUACUUACCUAAAUCAGACUCAACCAUAUACAAUCGAAAUAAGGGAUUCGUAUGGGGAAAAAUCAACCUUCAUUAAAAGUGUGGUUCGAAUAUGCUUUUAUCAAGUACGGAUUCAAGUAAACGAGGCUAAACAUCUUGCAUUCUGGAGAGACCACCAUCCCGGUGAAAGGAUGUUGGAUAUCGAUCGUGAUGGUUGCUUUAACUGCCGCAGUGUCUACGCCGACCCUGGUAAUUUGAAUGCGAUCAUCUGCGUAUGGCAUUCGUCUUCUCCGUGCCGAAUUUCACUCAAAGCCCACUGCGUCAGUACGGAGUUCACUGCUAAGAAACAUGGUGGAGAGAAAGGAGUCCCAUUUAGACUUCAAGUUAGUUGCUUCUCUUUCCAUGGCUUUAUCUUUUUGCAUAGUUAA